Cydia pomonella (codling moth) is the source of this 915-nucleotide messenger RNA. RefSeq names its product transmembrane protein 11 homolog, mitochondrial (gene Pmi). The record is from RefSeq and is a predicted model, not a curated record. Gene Ontology annotation, biological process: inner mitochondrial membrane organization. Bases 81 to 605 code for a protein of 174 amino acids. NCBI's taxonomy places the organism in Eukaryota, Metazoa, Arthropoda, Insecta, Lepidoptera, Tortricidae. Gene Ontology annotation, cellular component: mitochondrial inner membrane. The transcript has 3 exons.
UAGACCAUAUAUAAAUAACGAUAAACCGGAAUAAUUAUUAUAUGUAGAAACACUGCUUUGCUCUACUGUCUACAGUUAACAUGGCGGGUAAUGAAAGUGACAGCGAUUUAAAGCCAUCGAGUGUCGCAAUUAUACGAGAAGUUUACGAUAGUGAAAAUGCACACAUCAAAUUUGAAAUGGAAUUGGAAAGAGCACUUGAGGCCGGCGUGAGCGUUAUAGUUAUAGAACCGGAGUCUCUUGGAGAAGAAACCGCAAGGUGGAUUUAUGUAGGCAAUCUAUUGCAUAAAGUCUCUGUCUACAGUGGACUAUGUGGGAUUGCUUCUGGUUUAGCAUGGAGUUCCUUAGCUUGUGCACCCUUUGGUGUUGCAUCCAUUCUCUGUGCUGGUUGUUAUACACUCUCGUGGCAAUGGGAUCCAUGCUGCAAAUAUCAAGAGGAAAAAGAUCGCCGUCAUCUGUCUACCUUACCUAUAUUGAGUGACCUAACAUCUGCAUCUCCGGUUGUGCUAGUGCGCACUGACAACAGGCGGAAAAUAUAUUUACAUAGCUCAGUUUCUAUAGCGGCAGCUGCAAUAUGCUUAUGGAGACUUUAUGAAACAUUCAAAUAAAUUAAACAGUUCAACAGAACAUCCUUAUGCCAAGACAUGCUUAACUAGGUUAAUCUUGUUCUCAAAUAUGAAGUAGGUAGUACUAUUUUUGAAGCUUACUAGUAAAUAUUGCAAUUAUAUUAAAUGGUAGGAAGCAGUGUAAAAAUGUUAUAAUAAUAGUUUUAGAUAAAGAUUCUGUACAAAAGAUAUUUUCAUUAUAUAAUAUAACUAGGGUAAACAAUAAACAUGGAAUGAAAUCAGUUAAUUACUGAAAAUAAUUAUAGUUGGCAAGGAAAUAACCAAUUUUAAUGCAAUAAAAUAUGUUCCAAGA